AUGGAGGUCUACACCUUACAACGGGAAUUAGGCCGAGGCAGCUACGGAGUUGUCUUCGAAGGUCGAGUGGUAGAGACGGGCCGGUGGGGAAAACGAGGGGACAGAGUGGCUAUCAAACGGCUGUCCUGCUGUAGCCCAGAAAGCAUUGAGCUGUACUUACAGGAACUGUGGGCUAUGAGAGCCACAGCAAGUAACCAUCCCAACGUAAUUGCCCUUCAUAACUGCUUCUUGCAGACCGGACCUAAGAUAUUGCAACCCCUGAGAGCCGGGAGGUUACCGUUGGACCUUGUCGAAAGUGCACUGAAAGGAAGGGUGGUAGAUAAAGAUUCAAAAAGCCAGAAAAGGAAACACCCAAGAUCAUCUAAAUUCAAAAGGAGAUCGGCAACCCCGGAGCAGGAGUCUAGGCGGUGCUUUGCUUUGUGGUUGGUAAUGGAGCACUGUGACGGGGGAGACUUGAACCAGUACAUACUCUCGAGGCCUCCGGACACUCAGCGCAACCACAGCGUUGUCCAACAGCUAAGCAGUGCAAUGACAUUUCUGCAUGGUCUGGGAAUUGUGCACCGGGACCUAAAGCCUGAUAAUGUGCUUGUGAGUUUAACCUCCGCAGGACCAGUCAUCAAGGUAGCAGAUUUUGGUCUCAGUAAGAUGGUAGAGGGCUCCACUGAUGGUGAUCAGAGCAGACUGGCUCUCUCCUCCACCUGUGGCUCAGACUUUUACAUGGCCCCAGAGGUGUGGGCUGGCCGUAGCUACACAGCACAGGCAGAUAUCUUCUCUUUGGGUGUGCUGUUUUGGGCCGUGCUGGAGAGGAUCACCUUCCUGGAGGAUGGUUCCAACCAGGAGCAACUCGGAGCAUACAUCGAACGAGGACGGUGGCUAACCCCCCUUGGCGAAGCCUUGUGCCAGAACCCCGAUCUACAGCUGGUCAUUCCUAUGAGGGCACGACGAGCUCCACCGCUGCCCCCACCUCCUAACCCCGCCCUCUGCGCCCUCCUGUUGAAUAUGCUAGCGUCUGACCCCGACGCCCGACCCACAGCACAGCAGCUAGAGGAACGGGUCUGCUUUGCUCUGGACCAACACUAA
This is a messenger RNA of Chanos chanos (milkfish), 1080 nucleotides long. Its product is annotated as serine/threonine-protein kinase PDIK1L. Lineage: Eukaryota; Metazoa; Chordata; Actinopteri; Gonorynchiformes; Chanidae. Gene Ontology annotation, molecular function: protein kinase activity; ATP binding. The transcript has 3 exons. Bases 1 to 1080 code for a protein of 359 amino acids. Gene Ontology annotation, cellular component: nucleus; cytoplasm. Gene Ontology annotation, biological process: protein phosphorylation; negative regulation of G2/MI transition of meiotic cell cycle. The record is from RefSeq and is a predicted model, not a curated record.